Messenger RNA from Zonotrichia leucophrys gambelii, 4620 nucleotides. RefSeq names its product interleukin 16 (gene IL16). The record is from RefSeq and is a predicted model, not a curated record. NCBI's taxonomy places the organism in Eukaryota, Metazoa, Chordata, Aves, Passeriformes, Passerellidae. The coding region runs from base 61 to 4347 and encodes 1428 amino acids. Gene Ontology annotation, biological process: induction of positive chemotaxis; leukocyte chemotaxis. Gene Ontology annotation, molecular function: CD4 receptor binding; cytokine activity. The transcript is spliced from 20 exons.
UAUUUCCUUUCCUGGAGGAUAUUUAGCACCACAGAAGCAGAGAAAACUACUCAAAGUAUCAUGCCACAUAAAUGGGAGAAUGAUAGGAAAAAGAGCAGCAGCUCUCUGAAGAUGGAUCAAAAGAACAGUGCUGGGAACAGGAAGUCAAGAAAGUUUCGCUCCAUUUCAAGAUCCCUCAUACUCUGCAAUGCCAAAACCAGCGAUGAUGGGUCAAGUCCUGAUGAGAAAUACCCUGAUCCAUUGGAGAGCUCUACAAGCUGGGGUCAAGAGGAUUUUAACUGCUGUCCCAGAACUCAGCUGCCAUACACAGCAGAGGCAGAGGACAGCCCACCUGAUCCUCCACGUGUGGUCACCAGCAUCCUCCAGUCCAAAGCUGCAGCAAACGAGAACUGCAACAACACGAGAAGAAAGUUCCUCACCAAGGACAGCUGCAUCUGCAGGCUGUGUUCAACAUCAGGGAACAGCAGCUCGGGAAUGAAGCUCUCCAGGAGCCCGAGAUGUGCAUCUUUCUGGAAAGGGCUAACAGGGAGCCAUGUGCCUGCUGAGGGCUCAGCAAACAGGGAUGGUUGCCUGAGCCCAAGGGAUGAACUGUUAGCACUAAAUGCACAAUCACUGAAAGACCUGCCUAGAAAGGAGGCUGAGUCUCUGAUUCCCUCACCAACACGGCUGGUGAACAUCAUGAUGGCUCACAAAGAAACACCAACACGUAAGGACAGGCGUUUGGAAAUACAGAAUGGUUUUCUGCACGGUAAGGCUGCAUGCCAGCGGACUCGCAGUAACUCCACCAGUGCGAGCCCGCUCUGGGCCGGGGCUGUGGAGGGCCCGGCGCCGUGCAGAGCUGGGCCCCUCAGGGAGCGCCCACCCCACGGCCUCCACGCCGGCCGAAAAUCACUGUCACAGCAGCUGGACUGCCCUGCAGGGAGAGCCCCGGCAAUUUCGAGGCCAUCUAGAUCCCUAAGUACAGCACAACUUGUGCACACAUCCUGUGGCUCACAGGCUUCAGUGAUUUCAAACAUUGUAUUGAUGAAAGGACAAGGGAAGGGUUUGGGCUUCAGUAUCGUUGGUGGUAAAGACAGCAUUUAUGGACCAAUAGGCAUCUAUGUCAAAACCAUCUUUCCUGGUGGAGCUGCUGCUGCUGAUGGGAGGCUGCAAGAAGGUGAUGAAAUCCUGGAACUGAAUGGAGAGUCCAUGCAUGGAUUAACACAUUAUGAUGCUUUGCAGAAAUUUAAGGCCAAAAAGGGUCUUCUGACACUUACAGUCAGGACAAGCUUCAGCACACCUCAUUCUGCUUCCAGCUGUCAGUCACCCCUCCUGUGUCAGUCACUGAGCUCCAGUACAUGCAUAACCAAGGAAAACAGCUCUUUCAGCUCAGAAAAUGGAGCAUUCUCCUUAAAUCCUACAAAGCCCAAUGACAGGGUCAUAAUGGAAGUUACCCUAAACAAAGAGCCAGGUGUUGGCCUUGGAAUUGGGCUAUGUAGCAUCCCUUACUUCCAGUGUAUUUCAGGGAUCUUUAUUCACACCCUCUCACCAGGCUCAGUGGCACAUAUGGAUGGGAGACUCAGGUGUGGAGAUGAAAUUCUUGAAAUUAAUGAAACUUCAGUACAAAAUACAACCCUUAAUGAAGUUUAUGCUGUGCUGAGCCAUUGUGAUCCUGGUGCAGUACAAAUCAUUGUUAGCAGACACCCUGAACCACAGGUGUCUGAGCAACAGCUAAAAGAAGCUGUUGCACAAGCUGUGGAAAGCAACAGAUUUGGAAAGGAGAGACAUCAGUGGAGUACUGAAGGUGCUAAGAGGCUGGAGCUGAGCUGGCACGGGAGGCAGCCCUGUGAGAAGCACACGGACAGGAGCACGGGCUGCUGCAGCCGCAGGGCUCAGCGGCUCAUGACCCGCUCCAGCAGCGACAGCAGCUGCGCCCCCCGGGCCUCCUGUGCCCCUGCUGCUGCUGUGCACCAGCUCACAGACCUGACAGCAAGGGUACACAGCGUAGAUGUACCAAUCACCCAGCAGCCUGGGCUGCUCUACUCAUUCUCUGCCAGUAAUUCAGGGAGAAAUUCCCCUCCCACCUGUAGCGAAGGUGGUCGAGCCUUGCAAAACACUAAGAAGUCAUCAGAGAUCCUCGUUAGAAAACCUAAAUCAUCAAAGCCCAAACCUCCACCAAGGAAAUACUUCAAGCAGGACUGCACCUGUGAUGACCAGGCUAAUGCAGACAGAAAAGAAAAGCUUGUAUCCGAAGUGGCUGCAUCACCUUCUGAGAGUGUUCAGCAGGAAGUUGGAGAAGCAAUGCUAGAGAGACAUCAAACCCAUGUAACCCACAGUGUCUUCACCACUUCUCCUACUGCAAGUGACAAGGAGCACACAGCUGCUGCUCCAGGGGGCAGAGAUCAAGAAAGAAAAGAAAAAUUAGGGAAUCCACUUUCAUCAAUACAAAGGCCUGUACUUAAAAGACAAGCACGGGUAGAUUAUAGUCUUGAUACAACAGAAGACCCCUGGGUUAAAAUUUCUGACUGCAUAAAAAGCUUAUUUAAUCCUACCAUGAGUGAAAACAACGUCCACUUGGAUUUGCAACCUGGCACAGACAAAAAAAAGGAGAAUCAAAAUCGAAGCAGCUCAGAGACAGUUCUGAAGAAAUCAGAAUCAGAGGGUUCCAAAGUGCUAAAAUCAGAUGAAAAUGACAGUGUGAAAAAGGGUCCUCCUGUUGCACCAAAGCCCACCUGGUUCCGCCAAAGUCUGAAAGGAUUGAGGAAAGCAAAUUCAGAUCUAAAACCACAGGCAGAUCAAAGUCCUCCCAACCAGGACAGUGUUUCCAGCAAAAAACAGCAAUCCAGCUUCUCACGUGUGUCUCCUGGAGGAUCAUCAAUAAAACAAAGAAUAAGCUCAUUUGAAUCCUUGAGUGCUCCACAGUCACCUGAAAAAACCCCCCGAAGGCUGAGCCUAAAACCAUUGGUGCAGAAAGAACCUUCUCGCCCUGCAGCAGGGGCAGAGGCAGCUCCAGCCUGUUCAAACCAACCCUUCCACCCACACCAUGAAAACAGCCACCAACAGCCACCUGUGGCUACAAAGAGCCUGGAUAGAUCUUCCUCUCGCAGGGAGAGCAUUGACAGAGCAGAGAAAAGCAGCUCAGAGAAAAGCAGCAAUGCCAGCACUGAAAGUUCAUCAAGUCUCCUCACUGCAGGGGCUGUAAACUCCCAUCUUGUGUCAGUAGCGAAAGCGCACAGCCUGAGGUCACGGAGCUUCCCUCUCACUGCUGCCCAGGCUUGUGAGAUAAUGAAGCCAUUUGAUGAGAAGUGUAGCAAAAUCUAUUCCAUCAGCAGCCAGGUGUCAUCUGCUUUAAUGAAAUCAUUGCUUUGCCUUCCUCAGUCCCCAGCCUCUUCUGGAAACAGUGCAUGGGAAACUCUGGACACAGUGUCUCAGUCCUCCAUGGAGGAGGAUGGGCCUUCCACCUCAGCUGCGAGUGAGAACCAUCACCUGGACACUGGCUUUUCCCUAAACCUCUCAGAGCUGAGAGAAUACACGGUGAGCCUGGCAGACAAAGGGAAGGAGGAAGACAAACAGGAACAGGGCUCACCUCAAGCAUCCGGUGUGUUGGGGCAGUCAGUCAUUUCUCUGCUUUCCCCUGAGGAGCUGGCAAAGCUUAUAGAGGAAGUCAAAGCCCUAGAUGAAGAAACCUUAAAGGAACUUGAUGAUAUUCAUGUUACAGUUUUGCAUAAAGAAGAAGAUAGUGGGCUUGGAUUCAGUCUGGCAGGGGGCAUUGAUCUGGAAAACAAAGUGGUAACAGUUCACAAAGUAUUUCCCAAUGGCCUGGCCUGUCAGGAAGGAACCAUUCAGAAAGGAGAUGAAGUGCUCUCCAUUAAUGGGAAGUGUCUGAAAGGUGCAACUCACAGUGAUGCCUCAGCAAUCAUGCGACAGGCACGGCAAGCCAGACAAGCUGUUGUUGUCACCAGAAAACCCAAAGAUGGAGAAAAAAAUCUCAAUGUUUCAAUCAGCUCUAGUACAUCAUCAGUAGCAAGUGAUGCCUCACAAGAAUCUGCCACUGGGGAUACAAUCUGCACUGUAACUCUAGAAAAAACAUCUGCUGGUUUAGGAUUCAGUCUGGAAGGAGGGAAAGGCUCUAUUCAGGGAGAUAAACCCAUCAUCAUCAACAGGAUAUUUAAAGGGACUGCACUGGAGCAGAGCAGCCCUGUUCAGCCUGGUGAUGAGCUCCUACAAGUGCACACAACUGCCAUGCAAGGACUCACUCGUUUUGAGGCGUGGAAUGCAAUCAAGGCAUUACCUGAUGGGCCCAUCACUGCCAUCAUCAAGAGGAAGAAUCACAGCUCUGUUACCAGCAAGUCAUCCAAAACUUUGUAAGAGGAGGGAUUAGACUACUUUGGAAACAAAGGAUUUUAUUACUUGCAGGCACUUGGCUGCCUCAGCAAGAUACUCAGAAAGCACCCACGAGGAGUACACUGGAGCUUACUGCCAGUUACAGAGAAAGCUGUCUGGGAUUGACUAAAACCUGCAGGAAAUGGGCAUGAUUCUUAUUUCAACCUUCAGAAACAGAUGUUACAAAGUGUAUAAUUAUAAAAUAAUGACUUUGUUAAUAAUACAGUGGUUGUAAUAAAAUCCUUCAUAGCCAUAGUA